AUGGCGUGCACCAAUGCCUCAGUGCAAUGCCAAUGUUCUCCCUCUCCCCAGACCACCUUGGCGAAGGCGCUGUACGACAAUAAGGCAGAGUGCUCAGAUGAGCUGGCCUUCCGCAGAGGAGACAUCCUGACCGUCCUGGACCAAAACGUCAUUGGCAGCGAGGGCUGGUGGAAAUGCUCCCUCCACGGCAGGCAGGGUUUGGCCCCCGCCAACCGCCUCCAGCUCCUCGCUGCCUCUCGGGCUGCCCUGUUGCCUCCUGCCACCCGCAGCGACUCCGCAGAGUCGCCCACAGGCCAACAAAACAUCUACCAGGUUCCCUCUGUGCCCAAGCCGACCGUGGCGUCAUCCACCUACGAGAAGAUGGAGGGGUGGGUUAAAUCUCCAGCCAAGGUCUCCGCUCCGCCUGCCCCGGGAAUAUAUCAGGUCCCAGCCUUGGCUGCGCAGCUGCUCAGUGAAAGGACCCAAAGCUCAACACAGCAGCACCUGCUUACUCUGCCGAGAGCAUGCCGGGCUUCUGUCCCAAAUAUCAGGAGUGAGGUGUACGAUGUUCCAUCCACACAGCGCCGGGAGUCCGUGCUCACGCAGAGCGGUGCCACUCCACCCACCGCACGAAAGGGCUCUGCGCUGGUCAGAGCCAUCGAGUGUUUCCAGGAGGAGCAGAAGCCACUGUCCAACAUCCUGCCCAGCCCAGAAAAGGCAGGAGCUCUUAUCCAGAAAGACUCACCAGGAGAUAAUUUAUAUGAUGUCCCUCCCAAAAGAGAAACUGACAGUUUAGAAAAUGAAUCUCAGAAAAAGUGCUGGGGCCAUUACAAUACCUUGCCAAAUCCUCGGAAGUCAGAAUGGAUUUACGAUAUUCCAGUGUCACCUGAAAAAACAGGAUUGAAACAAAACCUUUCUGGUCAUUCCUUGGAGAACCAGGUGCUGUACGAUAUACCACCAGCCAGGUACAAGGCGCUAACAGCAAAUACUGAAGGCAAAGUUGUAAACCAACAAUUAUAUGAUGUUCCGCCAACGCAACGGAAAUUAACCUUUCCAGACAUCCAUCUUUACGAUGUUCCAUCCUCACGAGAUGUGCUCCUUUUGCCACAAAAUGGUAGCUGUGAUGUGCCCCCAAGUCUCCUGACUCCAAAGACUGAGAAUCAGAUCUCCAAAGGGAAUGUUUAUGAUAUUCCAAAAGGUUUGCCCACUGCUGCGCAGUCCAAGAAAGAGAUGGAAAAAACUAGAGAGAGUUCUGGAGACCAAGCAUACGGUGCCCCUCCACAGCUCUCAAGAGAUGCCAGAUUAGAACAAGACAGAUUAUCUGUUUCUAGCAUGGGCAGCAGAAGCAACACACUCUCUACAUCCUCAGACUCUUCUGCUGAGUCUUUUCCUAUGUCAUCAUCAGAGGAGCCUGCCAAAGAAAUUAAACUGGACCUUGACGCAGCCAUAGAGACACUGACUAGAUUGCAGCACGGUGUAUCCAGCUCAGUUGCAAGUUUAAUGAUCUUUGUGAGUAGUAAAUGGAGAUUACCAGAACACCUAGAGAAAAGCAUUGAAGAAAUCCGUAGAGCAGUUGAUCACAUAAAAGUAUCACUGGGAGAAUUCGUGGCCUUCGCCGAAGUCGUAAAGGGAAAUGCCUCUUGCCUCACUGAUAACAACCUUCAGACCAGAAUUAAAAAACAGCUAGAAAUUCUUAUGAACUCAUUCAAAAUUUUAACAGAAACAAGAGAAGCUCUAAACAACUGCAGCUGGUCGCUAGAGGUGCUGGUCCUCAGGAAACCUCAGAACAACCCAGAUGAUCUCGAUCGCUUCGUCAUGGUAGCCCGCACGAUUCCAGAUGACAUCAAGAGAUUUGUAUCCAUCAUCAUUGCCAAUGGAAAGCUUCUCUUCAGAAAGAAUGAGAAGGAACAAGAAACAAAGCAAUCAAAAGCUAAUCCAGAACACAAAAUGGCAAAACAAAUCACAGUGCCAAGAGGAAUAGAACUAGACUCGCUUCAAAGAAAUACUCCUGAUAAACCCAACCAAAGUCAGGUCUCUUCUGAGAAACCAAAUGAAAAUGCCACUGAAGAUUGUGAUUACGUUCAGUUACAGGUUCUACCAUCUGCAAAAAAGACUGUAACACAAAGCCAGCAGGACUCUGCAAGGAAAAUCUCUCUCCCAGAACACUGCAAGCUGUGUUUCGGUGCACUUCAUAAGGCAAUUGGUGUAUUUACUAGUAGUCUGAGCAACAACCAGCCACCUGAAGUCUUCAUAUCCCACAGCAAAUUGAUCAUUAUGGUGGGACAAAAGCUGGUGGAUUCUCUCUGCCAGGAAACUCAAGAAAGAGAUGCUCGGAAUGACAUUCUCCACAGCAGCAGCCGGUUUUGCAGCCUCUUGAAGAAUCUGGCUCUCGCCACCAAAAAUGCUGCAAUACAGUAUCCAAACGCUGAUGCCAGGAGAGAACUUCAGGAUCGAGCUGAGGAGCUGUCUAAGUACACACAGCAGUUCAGAGCAACGAUGGAAUGA
Apaloderma vittatum (bar-tailed trogon) is the source of this 2484-nucleotide messenger RNA. It is a transcript of the gene CASS4, whose product is annotated as Cas scaffolding protein family member 4. Gene Ontology annotation, molecular function: protein binding. Gene Ontology annotation, biological process: cell surface receptor protein tyrosine kinase signaling pathway; cell migration. The transcript is spliced from 6 exons. Bases 1 to 2484 code for a protein of 827 amino acids. Lineage: Eukaryota; Metazoa; Chordata; Aves; Trogoniformes; Trogonidae. Gene Ontology annotation, cellular component: plasma membrane; cytoplasm. The record is from RefSeq and is a predicted model, not a curated record.